Molecule: messenger RNA, 2139 nt
Organism: Talaromyces stipitatus ATCC 10500
Lineage: Eukaryota; Fungi; Ascomycota; Eurotiomycetes; Eurotiales; Trichocomaceae
Product: CCCH zinc finger and RRM domain protein
Exons: 6
Coding region: 1-2139 (712 amino acids)
Biological process (GO): mRNA processing
Cellular component (GO): nucleus
Molecular function (GO): metal ion binding; RNA binding
Source: RefSeq, a predicted model, not a curated record
AUGAAGUUCACAGAGGAAGAAGCUGCGAAUGUAAAGACCUGGGUGGUCAAGAGAUUAGAGGAUAUCUCCGACGCUGAUUCCGACGUUCUGGCUGAUUAUGUCCUUGCACUUAUUCGAUCCGAUGCGCCCGAUGAUGAAAUCCGUCAAGCAUCUAUUGAGAACUUGGAAGACUUUUUGAAAGAGAAUACUGUUCAGUUUGUUGACGAAAUCUUCGCUAAAUACGGACCUAAAACUCAACCUCCCGCUCCAGUUCCUGCCCCUACUCCAGUCGCAACUCAGCAAGCUCAAGUCCAACCUGCUAUUCCUACUGCUGCUCCCCUUCAACAACCUUCUGGUUUCAAUCCUGCCGCCCAAAAUUUCGUGCCACAGACUCUGUCUCAGGAUGCUUGGGGAAAUGGUCAAAACUCGCGCAAGCGUACAUUCCACGAAGGCUUCCAGCAAGAUAACCAACUGGCCGAUGCGCAACGAGGCGGAAGGUCAUUUAAAACCCCACGUACACGGCGUGGUGGUAUGGGCCGUGGUGACCGGAUGAAUGGCCGAGGCAGAGGCCUUGGUCCACUUCCUGACCAAUUCCAAGCUGGCAUGUCUGGAUUCCCUCCAAUGCCGCCGGGCUUCCCUGGGUUUGAUCAAAACGAUCCAAUGGCCGCAAUGAUGGCCUUACAAAGUAUGGGAUUUCCUCAGAUGCCGGGACUCCCGCCAAUGCCAGUACCUGGACAACAAGGUGGCGAUCAAGCGAAGUCGAGUGAGCCUUGUCCAUUUUAUGAGACCAAUGGUAUUUGCUAUAUGGGAGCUGCAUGUCCAUACAAACACGGACAAGGGCCAGUCGCUAUUCCUCCUGGCAGUGAUGAGUACGAUCCUACCAAUGCCACCAUUUUCGACGUACAAGGUAAGGAUGAUGCGAGAGGAUCAGACCGGGGACGUGGCCGGGGACGAGGUCGCGGUGACCGCGGUGGUUUCUCGUCAAGAGGUCGUGGGGGUCGCUCAGAAUUCUCGCAUGUUGGACCUAGUGACGACAAAACGAAUACCACGGUUGUUGUCGAAAAUAUCCCCGAAGACAAAUACCAAGAGCAAGUGAUUCGCGAUUACUUCUCGGAGUUUGGUAAUAUUGCCGAAAUCAACAUGCAAGGAUUCAAGAAGAGCCUGGCAAUUAUCAACCCUAAAGCUAUCUUUGACAAUCGUUUCGUGAAGGUAUACUGGCACAAGUCUCAGAACAAGCCUGAUGCAAAUGGUCAGUCAGCCGGAGCAGACCAGGACACGCCCAUGUUCGAUAGAGAAGAGUUUGAGAAGCAGCAAGCCGAGGCGCAAAGAUUGCACGAGGAGAGAAUGAAAAGGCGUAAGGAAGCAGAGGAAGCCCGACUUGCUCUUGAGAAACAGCGUGAAGAGCUCUUGAAGAAACAGCAAGAGGAGAAGGCUAAGCUGCUGAAACGACUUGGAGAAACAGCGGCAGCAACUGAAGAUACUGGAAAUACAGAAAAUGGUUCUGAGACAGCUGGAGAUGAGAAUGUCAGCGAACAGACCAAGUCCUUGCGUGCUCAACUCGCAGCUUUGGAAGCCGAGGCUAAAAGUUUGGGAAUCGACCCGGAAAGCAGCGCUCAAUCUUUUAGAGGACGCGGACGAGGCCUUGGUGGCUAUCGUGGACGAGGACGCGGCCUCGAUCCCUCAUUCCGUGGUUCAUACAGGGGAUCCUACCGUGGCCGGGGUGCUCCUCGCGGUAGUGGUCGUGGUGGCGUUUUGCGUUUGGACAACCGGCCCAAGCGAGUUGCCAUUUCUGGUGUUGAUUUCAAUUCCGAAAAGGAUGAAGCUUUACGCCAACAUCUCAUCGGCAUUGGUGAAUACGAAUCUAUUGAGCCUAGUCCCGAUCGCCCUGAUACUCUAGUCGUCACAUUCAAAGAGCGCUACCUUGCAGAAAAGCUCAUGUUCGGCCCAUCAGAGAUUCCCUCUGUUGGAAAAGUCGAAAAGUCAUGGGUUCCCAAUCCUCCCAUCUCCACGUCUGCUAGUACAGGUGCAUUCUCCUCUGCAAAUAAACAGAACGAAGAUUCUACGAUGGAAAAUGCCGGAGGUACAAAUGGCCAUGAGAACAUGGGCGAAGUCGACUACGAUGUUGCAGAUGAUGAGGAUAGUUGGGGAAUUGGAUUGUAA